Aspergillus aculeatus ATCC 16872 is the source of this 1329-nucleotide messenger RNA. RefSeq names its product terpene synthase family protein. The coding region runs from base 1 to 1329 and encodes 442 amino acids. The record is from RefSeq and is a predicted model, not a curated record. Lineage: Eukaryota; Fungi; Ascomycota; Eurotiomycetes; Eurotiales; Aspergillaceae. The transcript is spliced from 3 exons.
AUGACGCCCGACCUCGUUGCUCGUUUCUGGCUGGUGGAGCUUCAUGUCCGACUACCUGCAUGGCUAAGGGGCAUCACAAGCGCUUCUGCAUCCGUUGCGGUGAAACGACCCGGUAGCUCUAAGAAGCCCCUGGAGCCCGCCCCGCAACCAGCCCCAUACAAACCAACGCACUACCGGCAUAUCAUCUAUGCGUACGACGUGAUGGAGGAGAAGUGCGAGAUUCCCGUCUUGGAACACGAUCCCUUCGACUUCCUCGACCCUCAGAAGACGCUGGUCCCGCCCGAGAAUACCAUUCUGAUUGACCCGGUUGCAGUGGGCCUGCCGUGGUUCUCCACGAUGAAGGGGACUCCGCAGUGUAUCCACUGGCGCGAGGCCGAGGCGGCUGGGCUGGAACUUAUCGAGCAAGUCAUGGCGGCGCGGGGCGCAGGCGCUGUGAUCCCAGAGAAGCUCAAGACCAGCGACCAGCGCCGGAAGAUGAUGGAACUGGUCGAGACGGCCGUGACCAUCUGCAUCUAUCUGUAUGCCGUGUCGGAUGCGGCGCGGAUCCGCGUCCUCACCAAGUCGAUUGUGUUUCUGUUCCUGCACGAUGAUGUCAUGGAAUCGAAGGCCAACGCCGAGGGCAACUCCAUCCUUGAGGGGUGGGACACGGAUACCUUCAAGGCGAACGAGCUGGAGGGCGAGUCGCGCAAUGACAUCUUCCUCGAUUUCUGCCGGGAGGCCAUCGCGCUCGACCCAGUCCUCGGACUGGAGUUGAUGCAGGACACCGUUCGCUGGGCGCGUUACUCUCGGGUCAACAGCACCAAGGCUGACAAGACCCAUGCGACGUGGCAAGACUUCCGGGACUUUCGGGAGCUGGACAUUGCCUACGACUUUAUGAUUACGGCGGUUCGCUUUGGGGCUGCCAUCCUCUACGACCCUGCCGAGCGGCCCGUCUUUGAGUGGAUCGAGAAGCUCUACAUUCGCCACUGCCUCUACAUUAACGACCUCUACAGCUACGAGAAGGAAUUCCGCGAGCACCAGCAAGAGGGCGCCCCGCUGCACAACUCGGUACACAUGAUCGAGCAGGUCCUCUCCGUGCCCCCCGGCUCCGCCAAGGCAAUCCUCCGAUCCGUCUUGUGGGACUGUGAGCGCCAAGUCCGCGAGGAAUAUGUUCGGCUCAUGCAACUGCCCGAGUUGACCCACACACAGAAGGUCUAUCUCCAGCGGCUGAUUGAGAGCUUCGCCGGCAAUUAUAUGUAUUCCAUGAGCACCUAUCGGUACGCCCGGCUCAGUGGGAAGCUGAUCGGCCCGCCCCCAGAAGACUGCCUCUUGAAGAAUUAUGUGCAAUGA